Molecule: messenger RNA, 987 nt
Organism: Exophiala spinifera
Lineage: Eukaryota; Fungi; Ascomycota; Eurotiomycetes; Chaetothyriales; Herpotrichiellaceae
Exons: 1
Coding region: 1-987 (328 amino acids)
Cellular component (GO): zeta DNA polymerase complex
Source: RefSeq, a predicted model, not a curated record
AUGGAAGACACAUCACCUCCCUUGUCACCAUCGCUCCAACCCACGCACCCCAGUCUUCUGUCCACGCACAGAGGACUGAUCGAAACCAUCGCAUCCUUCCUGACCGUCGCGACGCACCACAUCAUCUUCCUCCGCCGCAUCUACCCGCCCAUCAGCUUCCUCUCGGUGCGAGCAUACAACUACGCUGUGCGCCAGAACCGGCACCCUGCCGUGUGCGCGUGGAUCAACGACGCCAUCUCCGCCGUCCAGGACCAACUCGAAAGAAACACCGUCGAGAAGGUUUCACUCUGCAUCUACGAGUGCCGGAGCAACCGCGUCCUCGAGAAAUGGACCUUCGAUCUCCACUCGCUGCCCUCGAUCUCCCGGAUCGAUCGCGACAUCCCAUUUGACGCAGCCGAGCCGCCGCCGGAAACGGCAGAAGACCAGCUUCUUCUCACCCACGCCCUCAACGUCGCCGACCUGGAAGCCAACUUCCGGGCGACGCUUUCGCGAAUCAGCACGGCCGCAGGGAGACUCGGACCACUCCCCGACGGACCCAACGCUCCAGGUUGCAGCUUCACGCUCGCCAUCGAGGUCAAGGACGACGCCGAUAGACCCGUGGGGACCGUCGAACCCGAGGAGCGGAGAUGGAUGGCCGCCGACCCCCCGCCACCACACCCUUUGACCCCCACGACCACAGACAACACGGCCAUCCCCGCCCCGGAAUCUGCCUCGCAGGCCCAGACGCACUCGGUCCGCCGCGUCGAGACGGGCGAGUUGCGCAUGGAAGUGUGGGUUGAAGAAUCCGCUGCGAAAUUCGACUACAGCCUACCGCCGCAGCCCGGUGCUGCCGCCGAGAGACGGGCGGCGAAAAUGUCCUACGGCGCCGGCAAGGACAAGUUCAACCCGCAAGCGGCAGGUCAUGCGUCCGAAUACGAUCUGGAAGCGCCAGACGUGAACCGCAAGCCCCAAGGAGGUGCGAUGACGGAUUACCAACGAGAUCGAUGA